AUGUCGUCAGCAACAGCUCCACCACCCAUCCUCCAGACCGACACCAUCCCGUCCAGCAUGACUCUACCUCCGGCCACACCGACUCCUCUGAAGCGGAAGCCAUCGGCCGACCCCUACCCUGCUCCUCGGGACUCUCCAAAGAGACCGCGACUAGACUCACAAAGACUGUCCACCGAUGAGACCCUACGCUCUACAAAGCACUACGCCGUGUACUCCCACAACCUCCUCGAAGAUCCGAAGAUCGCCAGACCCCAGCUCCUCAGCGCAUCCCCCGUCUUCGAGACCACCCAAACGGCCAUGCGUGACCACGCUACCCAAGCGAUCGAAGCGAAUGUCCAGUGGGGUGCGACAAAGGAGCUCAGCACCAAUCGUCUCUACGAGAUCCUGAAUAGCAAGAACCAUGUCGUUCUACGCUACGAGAUGGAUAUUGUCUUCCCCGCCAGUGAAGAAGCGGACGGCGUGAAGCAGUGGAGCCGUGCGAGCGAAUUGGACGCUUUGCCAGUACAGUAUGGUCUGUGUGUUGAGUAUCUCAAUGACAACUACGAAGAGGAAGAAGGAGCAGAGCGGUCCUUGGUCGUCACUUUUGGUAGUUUGGGUGAAGCUAAACACGCCAUGAAAAAGUCGGCGGCGGCGUACAUUGGCAGCUCCAGUGGAGUCAAAGUGUCUGAAAGAUGUAUUGAAAUGGUAGGGGAAGAAGGACAGAUUCUCCGGAAGUACAAGAUUGAAGAGGGUAGGAGAGACGCACAGGGUAGGUUUGUGAGGCAAGAAGACUUGUAUUUUGAGCUGAGCGGUGCAGAUGAACUUCCGCCCGCGCCCGAGACAUUGGAGGCGUCUGCACCGCCCUCUCCUCAGCCGAUUACUGCUCCUGCCAUUACUGCAGUUGUACGCCAAGCUAUACCAAAAGCCACAUCAAACAGUCCUGCUCCCGCGACCCCCGAACCAGAAGCUGUCCAAGGCACUCGCCGCCAGUCUGCUCGGAUUAAAGUCGAGACUCAGGCUGCUAAGGAUAUGAAAGAAGAACAACUUAAGAUCGAGCCCAAGCCCAAGCCUCAGCCUAAACCAAAGGCUCCAGCUCGACCCAAGCCCCCAGCAAAGCCCAAAACGCCAGCUAAAUCCAAAGGCAAAGGCAAAGUUCCAGCUCAAGAUCCAGUCGAUACCACCUCUCACUGCACUUGUCGCGACCUUGACGAUGGCAGCUUGAUGAUCGGCUGUGACAAUGACGCUUGUCCCAUCGGAUGGUAUCAUGGACGUUGUAUCGGCAUCUCCAAGCCGGUUCCGAAGAAUAAAGAAUGGUACUGUGCCAUGUGCACGAAAGAGAUGGAGAACAACAAGGAUACGGGUGUUGAAACCGCACGUGCGAAGACGCCUGUGAAGAAGAGAGGCGCCGGCGGUAAUGCGAAGGGGAAGGGGAAGGCGAGAAAGAGGAAGUAG
Messenger RNA from Alternaria conjuncta, 1431 nucleotides. RefSeq lists its product as uncharacterized. The record is from RefSeq and is a predicted model, not a curated record. Bases 1 to 1431 code for a protein of 476 amino acids. NCBI's taxonomy places the organism in Eukaryota, Fungi, Ascomycota, Dothideomycetes, Pleosporales, Pleosporaceae. The transcript has a single exon.